Molecule: messenger RNA, 1450 nt
Organism: Pseudogymnoascus verrucosus
Lineage: Eukaryota; Fungi; Ascomycota; Leotiomycetes; Thelebolales; Thelebolaceae
Gene: CBR1
Product: cytochrome b reductase
Exons: 3
Coding region: 317-1267 (316 amino acids)
Cellular component (GO): endoplasmic reticulum
Molecular function (GO): oxidoreductase activity
Source: RefSeq, a predicted model, not a curated record
CGAACUUCAAGGUUGACGGCCACACCUACUAGCAUACCCCGGCCCCGCUUCGCCGGUUCCAGACCGAGAAAUCCAAUUCGUAGCUUUUCGACGUACUUGCCGAACAAUAAACCGUCCCAACCCCACACUCCCCACGGGUAUAAACUUAAGAACUGCGCGCUAUCUUCUGCAGUUUCUACCCCUCAUUGUGUUGAUUUAUAGUGUCCGGCGCCGCUAUCGUUAAGUUCGAAGCGACACUUGCGAAUUCUACUCACGGCGCGCCUUUUCCUCUCUCUCAACAAUUUUGUCACAGGCAACCCCUGCUUCUCAACUCACCAUGUCCGACUCUGCGAGCAAGUUCACGUCGUCCGCCUUCAUCAAUGGCAUUUAUAUCCCUUCUGGCCUUCUGAUCUUCGGCUGCUUCAUCGUUAAGAGCGAAUGGCUUCCGUAUGCGAUUGCUCUUUCAGCAGCUCUUGCAGGAUGGAAGAUCUUCGACAGCUAUCCUAAGGCAGUCCUCAGGCCCGAUGCCCUCCAAGAAUUCGAGCUGAAGGAGAAGACCAUCAUUUCCCACAAUGUCGCAAUCUACCGCUUCAAGCUCCCAACUCCCAACUCGAUCCUCGGCCUCCCAAUCGGCCAACACAUCUCCAUCUCCGCGAACCUCCCCACCACGAACCCAGAGGGCGAGGCUAUCCGCAAGGAUUUCCUCCGCUCCUACACCCCCAUCUCCGGUGACCACCAACCCGGCUACUUCGACCUGCUCAUCAAGUCCUAUCCCACCGGCAACAUCUCCAAGUACAUGGCCUCCCUGAUCGUCGGACAGACCAUCAAGGUCAAGGGCCCCAAGGGCGCCAUGGUCUACACCCCCAACAUGGUCCGCCACUUCGGUAUGAUCGCAGGUGGCACCGGUAUCACCCCCAUGCUCCAGGUUAUCCGCGCCGUUAUCCGCGGCCGCGCUGCUGGAGAUACCACUGAGAUCGACCUGCUCUUCGCCAACGUCAACGUGGAGGAUAUCCUGCUCAAGGAGGACCUCGAUGCGCUCGCCGCGGCUGAUAAGGGAUUCCGUGUCCACUACGUCCUUAACAACCCUCCUGAGGGAUGGACUGGCGGCGUUGGCUUCGUUACCCCAGAGAUGAUUGCUAAGUUCCUGCCUAAGGCGGCUGCGGAUGUGAAGGUUCUCCUUUGCGGACCACCACCUAUGAUUAGCGCGAUGAAGAAGGCCACUGAGGGUCUGGGAUUCACCAAGGCGAAGCCGGUUAGCAAGCUUGAGGACCAGGUCUUUGCGUUUUAAAUGGGUGUUGGGUGAUGGAAUGGUAAUGGAGGUUGAUAGAUGGAUAGAUAAGACGGGUUGAUUUGGGGGUUUGUAAAAGGUUGGUUAGUUUACAGCGGGUGCGCGAGUGGGUUAGAUGGGGAUGGAUAUAAAAUACAGAGCUAUAUAGAAGUCUAACUAUUUUGCAAACUCAAUCAUUGUGUC